This is a messenger RNA of Prunus mume (Japanese apricot), 974 nucleotides long. Its product is annotated as putative glutathione S-transferase parC. Gene Ontology annotation, biological process: glutathione metabolic process. NCBI's taxonomy places the organism in Eukaryota, Viridiplantae, Streptophyta, Magnoliopsida, Rosales, Rosaceae. The record is from RefSeq and is a predicted model, not a curated record. Gene Ontology annotation, cellular component: cytoplasm. Gene Ontology annotation, molecular function: glutathione transferase activity.
GGGCUUUUCCCCAGUGUCAUCAAAAAAAAAAAAACACCUUUAUAUAUUAGCUUUCAGUCAAGCUAGACAGAGCUUGAAGAAGAAAAAGAAGCUUGUUUUGUGUAUCAGUCAACAAUGGCGGAUGAGGUUGUUCUUUUGGACUUCUGUGCAAGCAUGUUUGCGAUGAGGGCGAGAGUGGCGCUGGCUGAGAAGGGUGUCAAGUAUGAGAACAGAGAGGAGGACUUGAGGAACAAGAGUUCAUUGCUUCUGCAGAUGAACCCGGUUCACAAGAUGAUCCCUGUUCUCAUCCACAACGGUAAACCGAUCUGUGAGUCUCUGAUCAUUGUGCAGUAUGUUGAUGAGGUUUGGAGGGACAAAGCUCCUCUGCUUCCCUCUGAUCCUUACCAGAGAGCUCGGUCAAGGUUCUGGGCUGACUUCAUUGAUAAGAAGCUAUAUGUUGCUUCGAGGAAAAUAUGGGGCACAAAAGGAGAGGAACAAGAGGCAGGCAAGAAGGAAUUCAUUGAAGCCCUCAAGCAGUUGGAAGGAGAGCUUGGGGACAGGCCUUAUUUUGAGGGUGAGAGCUUUGGGUUCUUGGACAUUGCUCUUAUCCCAUUCUACAGCUGGUUCUAUGCAUAUGAGACCUUUGGAAACUUCAGCACAGAGGCAGAGUGCCCCAAGCUGAUUGAAUGGGCCAAGAGGUGCAUGCACCGGGAGAGCGUGUCGAAAUCUCUUGCAGACCCUAAAAAGGUGUACGAGUCUCUUGUUAAUUGGGUAUAGAACAGGCUGCUAGCCAGCAGCAGACUAUCAACAAUAGUAAUGCAGACACUUUGAUGUGUUUGCCUAUUGUUAUGAAUAAAGUGUUCAUAUGUAGAAAUAGUAAUGAUAUUUGCCGUCGACAAUAGUAAUGCAGACACUUUGAUGUGUUUGCCUAUUGCUAUGAAUAAAGUGUUCAUAUGUAGAAAGGGUGUUUCUGAGUUGCAUGUUUUUUGGCUGCU